GGGCGUGCUGCCGGGCGGCUGCGGGGUGCGGGGCGGGGCGCGGGGUGCGGAGCAGAGUGCGGAGCGCGGCGCGGGCGCGGUGGCCCCGCGGAGGGGAGGGGAGCGGAGCGGCCGCGGGAACCCCCUGUCCGUCGGCGCUGCCAGCCCCCCCGAGCUGUGCUUUGCAGCCCAGCCCGCUCCCGCUGCCAGCCCGGCGCUCGGGCUCGUCCUGCCGGCGGCUCUGCCGGAGGUUGCCCCUUCCCCGGGCUCCCCAGUGCGUUAUUAGACCCUCGCUGCCGGCCGGAUCACUAGGAACUCCCUCGCUGCCCUAUUUUUUCUGCCAAGACCGUGUUCCAGAUUUCCUGUGGUAGCAUCUUCAGGGACCUCCGUGGAAAAGUGAAGACCCGGCCCUGGGGCCAGAGGUCGGGGAGCGGGAGGUUGGUGGUGCUGGCCUGCUGGCACGGCGCUGGGCUCCGCGGGCCCGUGGGUCACACACCGAUCAGCAAAGGGUGAAAGCUUGCCAGCUGGUCAGCAUGUUUAGGAGAGAUUUGAGACCUGAUUCUUGGUUCUUCAGCUUUCUGGUCGGUAGUCUGUCCAGGAGUCUCUUUGCCUUUGCAGCCCUUGCCAAGAAUCAGACUUCUAAAGGUUUUGCUCCUGUCACAAUUGAGACCUCAAGACACAUGUACGAAUAUGUGGCCACUGCUUUGGACUGGUGGCAUGCAGACAGAUACUGUGAACACCACUUUGCUCAAUUGCUGUUUGAACCCCAGGACAGUGAGCAAGCUUCCUUUAGCAAACUGCUGCAGUCCCACCACAUCAGAGGCUCUGUCUGGCUAAACGAAAGGGAUGGUGUCCUGCACAAACUGAAAUGGAGACGGGACCACAUUGUACCAGUCCUGGUGUUCGGAGACAAAACAGACACAAAAUACGUGAAGGUGCUCUCUGACUUCCCAGCACUGCCUGCUGUCACAGCCUGCGCCCACCUGCAGUGGGACACCAGGACCCAGGAGAUCGCUACCAUCUUCUCCUAUGCUGUGCCAGCUUUUAUUAAUGAGUUCCAGCUCCGUGGCUUUGUCGACGAGGAAGGCUUUGUUCGAUUUGCUCUCAUAGUCCACGGGCACCAUUCCCCAUACCUGCCCAUGUUCCGUGCUGAUGGACAGUGGCAUCACUUCUGUGUGACCUGGCAGCAGGAAAACGGGACCUGGGCCAUCUAUGCCGACGGUAAAAGGAGGGCAUCAGCCAGCGGUUUGUGUGCUGUGGGGCCCUCUGCCCCCCAGGCCAUCUAUGGCCAGGGGACUUUCAUCAUUGGGCAGGAUCAAGAUUCGCUGGGGGGCACCUUCAGGGAGAAAGAGUCCUUCAGUGGGAACAUCACCGACUUGCACAUCUGGCAGAGAGUCCUCAGCGCGGAGCAGAUUGAGAAAAUUCGGUCAUGUUGGGUGGUAGAGCAAGACCUUGUAUUUGGGUGGAGCUCCAAUGCUCUGGAGGUUGAAAGCACUGUUCAGGAAGUGACUGCACAGUUUCUUUGCCCAGGGCCUGUUGAGGAAUGCCGAGUUUUUGAAGUUGGCAGCAAUGGAUUCAGUUACGCAUCUUGUUUGCAGUCUUUGCCUUUCAUCUGUCGCUACAGAAAGGAUGCAUACUGGCAACUGAAAAAAGCUCAGCUGGAAUCCAGCCAUUCGCUUACCAGCCGUGUGAACACACUUGCAGAGAGGACUGUGAUUCCUGAGAACGUCUUCACAAGUGAUGUCCAAGACAUGAACCUCUCUGUUGCUCUUGGUGCUCUUGAUGUCUUGGCAACUGUUCUGAGGGAAGGAGAGACACCUGUGCUGGAGUCAUCUGACCUCCUUACGGUGCUUCAAUUACUAAAGCAAGUUUCUGAUGUGGAAGUCCAGGAGGGAGAGGAGCUGGAGAUGUUGGAGCAGUUGGGCCAGUAUUACGUGGAAGUGACCGAGUUAAUCUUGGAAGAGCAGAAUGUUGAAACAUGGUCAUCAGUCAGCCAGGUUAUCGGAGGGCCCAUGACUGUUGUUGAGCUCUGCGACAGAAUGGUGUCACACUUAGCCCCACUGCUGACCGCAGGGAGGACGAAGAUCACAGUCCAGCACAAGAGUGUCGGGAUGGAGGUCAGGAAGCUGGAGCUGAGCAGGCAGGAGCUAAGCAGUGAGGCGUACCUGGUCCAGAGCCCUGAGAAAGGCAGGCACGACCUCAUUGAAGUUCCUGCAGAAGAAAUGCAAAGACUGAAAGCCAGAGGCCUCCGCAGAGUCACGAUGAAAAACAUGUGGUUUGGCUAUGGCUCCCUGCAGCGAUGCCUGUCCAGCGCUGGCAGCAGUGCUGUCUUCCAGGACACGACUGCUUCUGAUGGAGGGCAGAAGUACCUGAGCACCACGGUGGGCACUGCUGUGAUCUCAUCCGCUCUGCUCAGCGACUACCAGGAGAUUAGCACCUCUGUGCACUACCGCCUGCAGCACCGCGUCCAGGACAUACCCAAUAAGCUGGUGGGGCCCAUCUGCGCCUUCUGGAACUUCAGCCUCAGCUCAGAUGCUGGUGGGAUGUGGUCCACAGCUGGCUGCUCUGUGGUGACAUCUCUCCUGGAUUCCACUGCCUGUUUUUGCAACCACACCACGAAUUUUGCUGUCCUGCUGCAGGUGUACGAGAUGCAGCAGAGGACCACCAAGGAGGAGCUCACACUGCAGACUUUGACUUUUAUUGGAUGUGGAGUUUCCUUCUGUGCCUUGAUAGUUACCUUCAUUUUAUUCUUGGCAGUUGGUGUCCCCAAGAGUGAACGAACAACCGUGCACAAGAACCUGAUCUUUGCGCUAGCUGCAGCAGAAGCUCUGCUCAUGUUCAGCGAACUGGCCAAGACCAACCAGGUGGUGUGUUUCAUGGUCACUGCCUGCCUUCAUCUCUUCUUCAUGGCAGCCUUUUCGUGGAUGCUGGUAGAGGGGCUUCUCCUGUGGAGCAAAGUGGUAGCAGUCAACAUGAGUGAAGACAGGAGAAUGAAGUUCUACUAUGUGACAGGCUGGGGCCUUCCAGUCGUUAUCGUGGGUGUGACCCUUGCAACUUCCUUUAACAAGUAUGUGGCAGACAACCAUUGCUGGCUGAAUGUUCAGACCAAUGUCAUCUGGGCCUUUGUUGGGCCCGUUCUCUUCAUCCUGGCCGUGAACACCUUCGUGCUGUGCCGGGUGGUGAUGGUGACUGUGUCCAGCGCUCGCAGGAGAUCGAAGAUGCUGACACCCAACAGCAGCCUGGAGAACCAGAUUGGAAUACAGAUAUGGGCCACGGCCAAGCCCAUCCUGGUGCUGCUGCCCGUGCUGGGGCUGACCUGGGUGUGUGGGGUCCUUGUCCACCUCAGCAUCAUUUGGGCCUAUGUCUUCAUCGUGCUGAACUCCCUCCAGGGCCUGUACAUAUUCCUGGUCUAUGCUAUCUAUAACAGCGAGGUGAGGAAUGCCAUCCAGAGGAUGAAGGACAAGAAGAAAGCACUCUCGUUCACAAACUGCUCUCAUCCCAUCAACUACUUAUCAAGUCCAAGAAACACGACCUCCUGGGAGACAGGGAAACUGAGUCCUUCUGCAGCUGAGAGUGCCUUGUCGAGCCCUGGGCAGAAAGACCCUCCAGUGAAGAACAUCACCAACAAAGGAAAUUUUGGAGCCAAAAUUCCCAUGGGGAUUUCAUCAAUUAUGUCACCUGAAAGACCGACUUGAGAGGAAUGCCGAUCCCCUCCGUCCCAGGGCGUUACGGAAAUUGCUGAGUGGUGGUGGGACCCGGCAGCGUGCUAGCACAGCGUGCGUGCUCACCUCCCGAGGGCCAAUCUGGACACACGGCCUGUCUAUCAAAACCAAGAAGGUUUUGAUACACAUCCUGAAGACUCUGGUUUAUUAAAAUGCAUAUUAUUAGCAUGUGUAUUGAUUUAAGUAACUUAAAUGGUUUGGGACGCGUGUUUCCGUGGCCAUAGUGGCCGCUCCUGGUAGCCAAGCCAGAUGCAACUGCGUGUUUGCUGUCAUCCGUAGGAGCAUAAGGUGGAGAGCAAGGCGGGCUGGCAGGCGGGAGCUCCUGCCUUGGCAGGGCUUGGCUCAGGAGGCGAUUGCCUGAACUGGGGCAGCUGCGGGUACACGGCAGAGCGCGUCUUCAGGGGGCAGGAGAGGAGGAGACCCUGGAACGGCCAAUUCCCAAGGCGAGAGCUUGCGCCCGAGCCGAUGUGGCACCAGCCCCGCUGCCGUGCUGGGAGGGUGAUUGUAGCAGGGGCAUACACGAACAGAAGGAGCCAGUGAACUCAGCCAGUAAGGCACCGAGCGGGGGUUGGUACGGAUCCAGGCAGGAGACUUCCCCCAGGACAGCAGAUGAAGAUCGGGCUCGCUGUCCCUGCGCUGGGCAGGCAGGCUGGGUUGUGCUGCCUACAGGAGUGUGAUGUAGAGCUCAGUGAGGUAUGGCCUAAAGCAGGGAACAAUUUAAAUUUGACUACCCUGAUACCACUUCCAUCUCCCACUAUUGAAAUGAUCAUCAGUCCUUGUGCACUUGACAUACAAGUGCUGUAAUUUCCUCAGAAUAAAAUCCAACACUACUUUCAUAUGAGCCUCUCACUGAAGGAUCUCUCUCUCCCUCUCUAAUAUUUAUCCUUUGAAAACCUGUGUCACAUAGACAGCUCUUAUUUAUCCAAUAGAUAAUACUUCUAUAGCUGGCAUAUCGUUUUGAAGCCACUCAAUAAAAUCCAUAUUUUCAUCUCUCAUGAUUUAUAUUGUGGUUAACGCCGUUCCUCCCCUCAUGCUGAAUGCCG
Molecule: messenger RNA, 4744 nt
Organism: Grus americana (Whooping crane)
Lineage: Eukaryota; Metazoa; Chordata; Aves; Gruiformes; Gruidae
Gene: ADGRD2
Product: adhesion G protein-coupled receptor D2
Exons: 25
Coding region: 513-3674 (1053 amino acids)
Biological process (GO): cell surface receptor signaling pathway; adenylate cyclase-activating G protein-coupled receptor signaling pathway
Cellular component (GO): membrane
Molecular function (GO): G protein-coupled receptor activity
Source: RefSeq, a predicted model, not a curated record